Penicillium cinerascens is the source of this 1329-nucleotide messenger RNA. Its product is annotated as basic helix-loop-helix domain-containing protein. The transcript has a single exon. NCBI's taxonomy places the organism in Eukaryota, Fungi, Ascomycota, Eurotiomycetes, Eurotiales, Aspergillaceae. Bases 1 to 1329 code for a protein of 442 amino acids. The record is from RefSeq and is a predicted model, not a curated record. Gene Ontology annotation, biological process: regulation of transcription by RNA polymerase II. Gene Ontology annotation, molecular function: DNA-binding transcription factor activity, RNA polymerase II-specific; protein dimerization activity; RNA polymerase II cis-regulatory region sequence-specific DNA binding.
AUGGAGACAUCCGGCCCCGAAGUACAUACCGGUCGAAACUCUCCGCCCCCAGGCCCGUUUGGUUGUGAGUAUUUCGACCUUGCUCAUCACAGUCUUUUUUCUGACAGUCUCACGGAUUCCUUCCUCGGUCCCAUGGAUACUCCGUUUGAGCAGGCUCCAGCCUUGCCCCCGGGGCCCUCUCUUCUUGACGAUAACGAAUCCCACAUGCUCGAUAACUUCUUCACCACCAUGAAUUCAAACAAUUUCUCCAACGACUUCUGGAUCCGCGGCCCGCAGGACAAGUCUGCAGGACUCAAUUUCCACUGGGCCGACGAGCUCCCGCCGACUUUCGCGGGUUCUACAACUUCACUCUCGCAGCCGUCAUUCCAGCAGCAGAACCUCAAAGCAAACAUGAUGGGAGGUGCUUCCGACCCAAAUAUAUAUGCUGCAGCUUCAAUGCUCUAUCAGGGUGGUAUGAAUGGAGCCGAGCUCGGUUCCGCACUGGCCCAGCAAGCGUUUGCAGGACAUGCGCUUCCCAUCAACGGUCCCAAUGCCCAAGCUCGGCGCUGCUCGCACCACGUGGCUCCUGCACAGGCCUCGGGAUCGUCGCCUCGUGCUGAGCUGCCGACUGGCUUCCAUACAUCGGAGAUGCUUUUUGAUGUGCGCGACCCGAUCCCCGAAGAUCAACAUCCGUCUCGCAAAGUCCGUGGUCUUCACUGGGGCUCCGAUAACAGCUUCAUGGACCAGGGCUAUAUUGCUCCACCCGACCAGCCCGACAUGGAGACCCGCACAAAGGAUCUUCUUACUCACCUGGACUGCUUCGAGCCUCAAAGCAGUGCGGCCAACACUCGAGCCCCGAGCCCGGAACGUAUGACCGACGCUCAUGCGCAAUCCUCCACUUAUCGUCCGGUUGACGGAGAAGAAAGCCCCCAACCCAGGAAGCGACAGCGAACCCUCAAAGAUGGUGAUCAAUUCUCGGAUGAAGAAGACUCGAGACUACAGACACGGAAAUCCAGAACCCCCAGCAAUGCAAAGGCCCGACGGGCUUCAACUCAGACGAACCGAAGAGGUAGUAUCACCCCGGGAAGCAAGGCGCCACGAGAGAAUCUCUCGGAAGAGCAGAAGAGAACCAACCACAUUCUCUCCGAGCAGAAGCGGCGCAACCUCAUCCGCCAGGGCUUCGAUGAUCUAUGCACGCUGGUACCUGGCCUCCGAGGCGGCGGUUUCAGCAAGAGUGCCAUGCUCACCCAGGCUGCCGAUUGGCUGGAGGACAUUCUGCGUGGCAAUGAGAUCCUGCACAACCAAUUAGCCGACAUGAAAGGCAUCAAUGGUUUGGUGAUGCCUCGAUGA